AGUCCAUUUCAAAGAAUAAACUGUACUGGUUCCAAGGAUAUCUGUAAAGAAUACAUUUCUAGCAUUAAAAGAGCUAUGACAGACACCAACAAGAUGAUCAUCAACUUGGCUGUCUUUGGCAGGACUCAGAGUGGGAAAAGCUCUGCUGGGAAUGUUCUUUUGGGAAGUGCUGACUUCUACAGUACCUUUGCUCCAGGCUCCAUAACCAAAGAGUGCAGCCUGGGCCGCAGUUGUCACCUCCAUGGCUUCAUGCGUCGAGGGGGACAAGAGAUUAGCCUGCAGAUACAGGUGCUGGACACUCCAGGGUAUCCACACAGCAAGCUGAGCACGAGAUGUGUAAAACAGGAAGUGCAGAAGGCCUUGGUGCAUCAUUUUGGACAAGAGGGUCUCCAUCUUGCUCUGCUGGUCCAGAGAGCUGAUGUGCCUUUCUUCGGACAGGAAGCGUCUAACUCAGUCCAACUGAUGCAGGAACUUCUGGGAGAUUCCUGGAAGAAUUACAUGGCUGUCCUUUUUACCCAUGCAGAAGAACUCGAAGAGGCAGGGUUGAGUGAAGAGGAAUAUUUGCGUGAGGCUUCUGACACACUCUUAACCCUGCUCGAUUCCGUUCAGCACAGAUAUAUCUUCCUGUCCGGAAGAGGAAACUUGUGCAAUGAACAAAGAAUCAAAAUCUUAGAAAGAAUCAUGGAGUUUAUAAAAGAAAAUCAUUUUCAAGUUCUUAGUUUGACAUAAAAUUUAAGUGAGGAAAAGAGAGCUCCAGGUGUUAAUCAGGGUCAGAAAUCCAAUUUUAUAACCUGCCUUUCUUCACAUGAAUAUGGGGCAUGAGAAUUCCCUGUAUGGCUAUUGAGCCGUUUUGGGGAAAAAAAGUAAAUAAAAACUAAUAUCAAGGAUACAAGCUUUUGUGAUAUCAGAAUUAUACUCAUAAGUAUUUAUCCAACAGAAAAGUGUUCAUUUGUGCAACUAGAAACAUGCAUAUACAAGAAUGCUCACAGUGGUACCAUUCACAUAGUCAAAGACUGAAAACUAUCUAGAUUUUCAUUAAUAGAAUAAUAUUCAAAUUGUGGUAUACUAACCCACUGAGAUAUACAGUGUGAGGAUGAACAAGCUCAAUCAGCUGUAAUAGCAGUGAUCAACCAUCUAAGUACAACACUAAGAGAAAGACACCAGACAUAAAAUGCGCUCAAUGACUCCAUUUGUAGAAAGGUCAGCAGCAGUCAAAGACUAAUGCAACCCAACUACUCUGGUGUGAAGAAGUGCUGGGUAUCAGCAAAGCAAAGGAUGCUGUGGGGGAGCGGCAGAGAUGUUCGUAAGGCUAGUUCCUGAUCUGGAAGCUGGUUUUACUGGAUGUGUACCCUGUGAAAAUGGAACAAAAUUUCCUGUAAUGUAUGAGCUCAUAACUGUAUCUGUGAGUAUAACUGUGAAAGAAUAAACUUAUA
Mus caroli (Ryukyu mouse) is the source of this 1433-nucleotide messenger RNA. It is a transcript of the gene Gimd1, whose product is annotated as GIMAP family P-loop NTPase domain containing 1. Lineage: Eukaryota; Metazoa; Chordata; Mammalia; Rodentia; Muridae. Gene Ontology annotation, molecular function: GTP binding. The record is from RefSeq and is a predicted model, not a curated record.